UGCAGGAGAGUCGGAUCAGGAGUGUGAACAUCUACAUGCAUUAAUCACACACACACACACACUAACACACACACACCGGACCACAAGAGAGAACAAUGUGCUGAGACACACUAAGCUAGAGAGAGAGAGAGAGAGAGAGAGAGAGAGAGAGAGACGGAUCAUCUGGAUGAAGUAGGACUCACUCAGAGGAAGAACAAACACUUUCCUGCGCUGAACAAAUUUUGACAGCACCUUCUGCUGGACCGGAAGACACUGUGAGUGUGUUUGUGUGUGUGUGUGUGUGUGUGUGUGUGUGUGUGUGUGUGUGUGUGUGUGUGUGGCUCUGUAAGCCCUGCAGGUCAUGAGCAGUAUAAGGAGCCCAUUUGGACAGGAUGUGGAGAAACAGGGCAUCAAACUGCCGAAGAAAUGGAACGACACCAACAGUAAGAUCCCCACAGACCGGACCAUGGCAGUGGGAGGGGGCGUGGCUGUGGGAGGAGGGGGCGUGGCUGUAAGUGGAGACUCGUCAGAGUUUCCCCGAAAGCGUAGACAACGUUACGUGGAAAAAGACGGCAAAUGCAACGUUCAUCACGGUAAUGUGCGCGAGACGUAUCGCUACCUAACGGACAUUUUCACCACGCUGGUGGACCUGAAGUGGCGCUUCAACCUGCUGGUGUUCACGCUGGUCUACACCACCACGUGGAUCUUCUUCGGGUUGAUCUGGUGGCUCAUCGCGUACAUCCGUGGUGACCUCGAGCACACCGAUGAUGGAGAGUGGACACCGUGCGUGGCCAACCUCAACGGCUUCGUCUCGGCGUUCCUGUUCUCCAUUGAAACAGAGACGACCAUCGGCUAUGGCUACCGCGUCAUCACAGAGAAGUGUCCUGAGGGCAUCGUGCUGCUUCUGGUGCAGGCCAUCCUGGGCUCCAUCGUCAACGCCUUCAUGGUGGGCUGCAUGUUCGUGAAGAUCUCACAGCCCAAGAAACGUGCUGAGACUCUCAUGUUUUCGCAGAACGCUGUUAUUUCCAUGCGCGAUAACAAACUGUGCCUGAUGUUCCGUGUAGGAGAUUUACGCAGCUCGCACAUCGUGGAAGCGUCGAUCCGAGCCAAGCUGAUCCGCUCCAAACAAACAAAGGAAGGAGAGUUCAUCCCGCUGAAUCAGACCGAUAUCAACGUGGGGUUCGACACCGGGGAUGACCGGCUUUUCCUCGUGUCUCCUCUCAUCAUCUGUCACGAGUUUAACGAGAGCAGCCCAUUCUGGGACAUUUCACAGGAGCAGCUCGCACGGGAACAGUUCGAGAUCGUUGUCAUUCUCGAGGGAAUGGUAGAGGCCACAGGCAUGACAUGUCAGGCCCGCAGCUCAUACCUGGACUCUGAGGUACUUUGGGGAGAACGCUUUACUCCAGUGCUCUCUCUGGAGGAAGGAUUCUAUGAAGUGGAUUACGACACUUUCCACCAGACCUACCCCACUCCCACUCCCACAUGUUCCGCACACGAACUCGCCGAACUCGCCAAAAAAGGGGAAGAGAUCCCUCUACCACCACUCACCCCUCCUCCUAUACAGAACCCAAACCAGAACCUGGAUGGAGAAAGAGGUCGAGGAGAGUGGGAUGAGGAAGGAGAGGUGGAGAGUGUUAGCAACGGCGAUGUUAAAAAAAUGGACGUUCAACAUUGAAGACAAAAUAAGAAAGACCAACAUGAAGCUUUCCUGUAGUGUAGAGAUGUUUUAUCUGUUUAGAUUUUAUAGCAAUACUAUAAAUGAUAUUUUAAAAUCACGUGAUGAUCACGGCUGCGUCCCAAACACACUCAGAAACAUCACGACUUUAUAGAACUGUAUGUAGCCUAAGAAGAAGAAGAAGAAGAAGAAUAAACAGUUAGAAACACAGCCUGGUAAAUACGCCACUGAAGAUCAGAUCAGAUUUCUGUAUUAUUAAUACGUUUUUAUUUUCCAAAUGUGAACUUUUCCAAAGCAAGUCUGUGCUGCUGAGAAUCACUUUUAAGCUUCGUUUCUUUCAGUAAACAUUUUACUGCCUCAUUUCUCCUGAACUGAACAGAAGGGUUUGAUUGUGCUGAUGCUGGUUUUAUUCAUAUUCAGCUAUUUACACAAACGCUGAGUCAUCAAGACCUCGGAGUGCGUUACACUUUUUAAUCCAUGGAGCAACUGUAGGAUCACAAACACUGUCUGAUUCUUUAUUAUACAAUAUUAUAUCAUAGAGAUGUAAUAAAUAAACUUCCUUCAA
This is a messenger RNA of Silurus meridionalis, 2219 nucleotides long. RefSeq lists its product as uncharacterized. The record is from RefSeq and is a predicted model, not a curated record. The transcript is spliced from 4 exons. Gene Ontology annotation, molecular function: G-protein activated inward rectifier potassium channel activity. Gene Ontology annotation, cellular component: plasma membrane. Lineage: Eukaryota; Metazoa; Chordata; Actinopteri; Siluriformes; Siluridae. Bases 341 to 1654 code for a protein of 437 amino acids. Gene Ontology annotation, biological process: regulation of monoatomic ion transmembrane transport; potassium ion import across plasma membrane.